AUGGGGCGGCGCGGGACUGCGGCCUCAAAGCACGCGACGCUCCUGAGCACCGAUCGCGUCAUCGUCGGCGUCGAUGAUCUGGUGCUCUUAUCAUCCGUGAGCGAGACGUCGAUCCUGGAGAACCUCAAGAUGCGCCACGCGGCGGACGUCAUCUACUCGUACAUUGGCCACGUGCUCGUGGUCGUGAACCCGUACAAGUGGCUCGACAUUUACGGCGAAGAGAGCAUGCGCGCGUACAUGCACAAGGCGCGCAUCGACGUGGCGCCGCACGUGUUUGCGACGGCCGAAGAAACGUACCGCGCGAUGCUCAGUGAAGAAGACAAUCAGUGCGUCAUCAUCAGUGGCGAGAGCGGUGCGGGCAAGACAGAGGCGUCGAAGCAGAUCCAGAACUACGUGGCAGGCGUCAGUGGCAGUGGCGCCGGCGUGGACAAAGUCAAGCGCACGUUUCUCGAGAGCAAUCCACUGUUGGAAGCUUUCGGGAACGCCAAGACGCUGCGGAACAACAACUCGAGUCGCUUUGGCAAGUACUUUGAGCUGCUGUUUGACUCGGCAGGGCGGCCGCAAGGAGGCAAAGUGACCAACUACCUGCUGGAAAAGUCGCGCGUGGUCAAGCCGGGCAAAGGCGAGCGCAACUUUCACGUGUUCUAUCAGAUGGUGGCGGGACUCGCGCCGGCGGCAAAGCAGAAGCUGCACUUGGAUCAGGGCGGACCCGAGCACUAUCAGUAUCUCAAAGCCAGUGGGUGCUACGAUGUCGACGACGUGAAUGACGCGCAGGAGUUUGAAGAGACCAUGGCGGCCAUGCAGCACGUUGGUAUCAAGCGCAAGCAAAUCGAACUGGUGAUUCAGACGUUGGCUGCGGUGCUGCACAUUGGUAAUGUGCAGUUUCAGCCCGAGACAGUGGGCGAUGCAGAGGGCUCUUGCGUCCACGACCGCGAGAGCUUGCGGAUUGCGUGCGAGCUAUUGGGGUUAGACGCGGCACGUCUUGAACACGCGUUGUGCUACAAAAUGCUCCAGACAAUGGCGCCUGGAGGAAAGAUUGAGUCGUACGAGGUGCCGCAAAACAUAAGUCAAGCGAAAGCACAGCGCGACUCGAUCGCGAAGACCGUGUACGACCGACUGUUUGACUUUUUGGUCGAGCGCGUAAACCAUGCGCUGGACAUUGAGAAGAAAGCGGAGAAACACGGCGAGCUCCUGGAGAUUGACGAUAUGACCACGAUUGGCAUUCUUGACAUUUACGGUUUCGAAAUCUUCGACAAGAACGGAUUCGAGCAAUUUUGUAUCAACUACGUCAACGAGAAGCUGCAGCAGAUUUUCAUUGAGCUCACGCUAAAGAGCGAGCAGGAAGAGUAUGCUCGAGAGGGCAUUGCAUGGGCACCGAUUCCGUUCUUCAACAACAAAGUCGUGUGCGAUUUGAUCGAAGCUCGCCGUCCAACACCUGGCAUUUUCCUUAUUCUGGACGACACGAUCAAAACAAUGCACUCUCGCCAAGGAGACAGCGUGGAUGCAAAUUUUCUGGAAAAGGUGUCGGGGAUCCACGGGUCACACCCGCAUUUCUCGAAGCGCGGUAAGACGUUUGAGAUCAAGCACUAUGCAGGUGAUGUGCAGUACAGCAUUGAAGGGUUUGGAGAUUCCAACAAGGAUUUCCUCAGUAAGGACAUCGCGCUCAUCAUUAGCGAGACAUCCAACAAGCUCAUACGGUACAUCUUUCCCGAAGAAAUCGACCUCAACGAUAAGCGCAUGGCAAACACGGCAGGAUACAAAAUUCGUACUCAGUGCGACGCGCUCGUGACGGCAUUGAUGGACUGCACACCGCACUACGUGCGCUGCAUCAAGUCCAACGACCAGAAACAGUCCAACAAGAUAGACGACCGCCGCGUGAUUCACCAGAUCAAGUACUUGGGUCUUCUCGAAAAUGUCAAAGUUCGUCGCGCCGGCUACGCUUAUCGAGGAGAUUAUGGUCGAUUUGUUGAUCGCUUCCGGCUGCUCAGUAGUGAAACUUACCCAACAUUCCGUGGGUCGGACAAAAAGGGUACGCAAGCCGUGUUGCGCGCUGCUGCAAAGUCACUGCCUCAACUCGAGAGUGAGGUUCAGCUUGGCAAGACAAUGGUGUUUAUACAAACUCCGGAGACGUUUUUCGAGCUGGAGAAGUUGCGUGAGAAAAUGCUGGGCUCGUUUGUGAUGCGGAUUCAGAAGGCGUGGAAACGGUACUUUGGUCGUCGCCAUCUGCUGCAACUUAGCCACGACAUCACAAAGCUUUACGCAUCGAACAACAAACAGAGGCAGCGCGUGAGCAUCUACCGUCCUUUUGACGCUGACUAUCUUCGCGACAGUUCCAUCCGUGAGGCCGUCCUGGGAAUCAUCCAGCACUACGGAGAUUCGGAAAAGAUCGUGUUCAUCGACGAGAUCCGGAAGGCAUGUCCACUUGCUGGGUUGUCGCCCGAUGGCUCUCCUGUUGCACUGAUGGGACGAAUUCUAGUCAUCACGGACCAGUUCUUGUAUCUGAUGGAAAAGCGGACGUGGCACCCUGUCGUAGACCCGAAAACGGCAUGGGUACCACCGUUGGUGUACCUUCGUCGCCGCCUUCAGCUGUCGGCUAUAGAAGAGAUUACGAUGAGUACAUUAGCAGACCCGUACUUUGUGCUGAAAGUGCACCAAGAACCGCUUCUGCCCGAGCCAAACAAGAGCAACUGGAUGGGCAAUAACACUACAAUGGUGUGUAUGGCCACUGGCAAGAAGUUUGGACUGUUCAACCGUCGGCAUCACUGCCGCUACAGCGGUAAAAUCUACUGCAACGAUGUCUGCAAGCAAGUGGAAGUGCUGCCGGACCUUGGGUUCUACACGCCAGUCCGUGUCUACGACAAUGUCAUUGGGCUCAUGUGCACCGAGAUGCCUGAAGACCAGCUUCUGCUGUCCGAGAAGAAGACUGAGAUCGCGGUCACGCUUGUGGACGCGAUCCGCUCGUCGGCAAACAUUGUGACGCCGAUCAAUUUUAGCGAUUCCAUUCGUCUUCGCCGGGCAGCAAGUGCAGGGCUAUCGAAGACGCCCUCGCAGCAAAUCCAGUUUAUCUCGUCAGACCAUGACCGAAUCACAGGGAAUGCAAACAGCAUCGAGAUCAGCGUCGGACCGGGCGUGCCUGAUGAGUACAUUCGCAAGCGCCGAAAGCGAGAGAAAACACGUCGCAAAAAACUGGAGCGACAGCGGGAGGAAGAGCUGGCGAUGCAAGCAGAGCGUCAGGAACAGCGAAGUCGCGAACGCGAAGUGGAGCGCUUGCGGCGCGUUGCCGAGAAGAAGGCAAAAAAGCAGACCGAGAAGGAAGCCCGGAAGCAUGCUCUGACGUCAAGAAAGUCUGGCAAGGCGUCGAUGGAGUCAGCCCGUAAGUUUGGUGAGCAUGCCCAGGCUUCUACCACAAACGGAGGCGUUGGUGGCGCCAACAGCGAGUUGGCUGCUAUUCUCGCGCGUCGCCGUGGGGCACAAUGA
Molecule: messenger RNA, 3477 nt
Organism: Hyaloperonospora brassicae
Lineage: Eukaryota; Oomycota; Peronosporomycetes; Peronosporales; Peronosporaceae
Source: the annotation of a GenBank genome assembly